AUGAUCGGUCCCUACGGACCGAAUCACACUGCUGCCCUCUUAGCGGAGGGCGCGAGCUGUACGAUAUACGUUGGCAAUCUCAAUCCCUCCAUCACAGCAGAGCAGUUGAACCAGUUCUUCUCAGCAGUGUGUGGUCAGGUCCUGCAUGUGAGGAUGGCUGGAGAUGAUCCAGCGACAGCUUUUCGGUUUGACAGAACCCGCUUCGCCUUUGUGCAAUUUCUAUCCAAGGAGCAGGCAGACAUCGCCAUGACGCUGUCGGGGACGAUCCUCGGAGGGCUUCCGAUCAAAUGCGGCCCAGCUAAGAAUCCCAUAGUGCAGCCAAGAUCUGUCCUGCCUUCUGCUGGACAGGCUGCUGGAGUCGACGAUUCCGCACUGGAGCAGCUCAAGGCUGCGCAAGAAAGAAUCGCCGCAAAGAUCAGUGCUAAGACACAGAAAAGCGAAGAAGCUUCUGCCGGUCAGGGGGGAGGACGACGAUCGAAAAGUCCGGUCCAGGUCCAGGGAAAGGGGCAGGAGAGACCGAAGCAGAGACCAUCGCAGCAGAAGCAGGGAUCGAAGAAGUCGCAGCAGAGAUCGGCGCAAGAGGAGUUCGAGCAGAGACAGAAGGCAGAUAGAAAGGACAAGAAGGACAAGAAGGACAAGAAGUCCAAAGAUAAGCGGGAUAGAAAGGAUCGCGAUGAUUCUCCCGAGGCGAGGGAAACAGAACCCAAGGAUGAAGGGAAGAGUGAGUCCAAGCAUGAGGCGAAUGGAGUAGGCGGGGGGUCUUGA
Messenger RNA from Guillardia theta CCMP2712, 765 nucleotides. RefSeq lists its product as hypothetical. The record is from RefSeq and is a predicted model, not a curated record. NCBI's taxonomy places the organism in Eukaryota, Cryptophyceae, Pyrenomonadales, Geminigeraceae. Gene Ontology annotation, molecular function: RNA binding. The transcript has 7 exons. Bases 1 to 765 code for a protein of 254 amino acids.